AUGAUCUUGAAAAUUCAACAAAAUAUUACUGAAUUACAAACACAAAUUGAAGAAGAACAAAGACAACGUGAUGAAGCACGUGAAGCAGCUGCUGUAGCUGAACGUCGUGUUAAUCUUAUAACUGGUGAACUUGAAGAAUUAUGUACAGCUUUAGAACAAGCUGAACGUGCACGUAAAGCAGCUGAAAAUGAAUUACAUGAUGCAGUUGCUCGUAUUAGUGAUAUAAGUACACAAAAUGCUAAUUUAUUUUCACAACGACGACAACUUGAAUCAACUAUUGCUGCUAUGCAAGCUGAUUUAGAUGAAGCUGUUAGUGAACUUAAAUAUAAUGAAGAACGUGCUCAGAAAGCAAGUGCUGAUGCUUCACGUCUUGUUGAAGAAUUACGUCAAGAACAAGACCAUGCUUUACAAGUUGAACGAUUACGUAAAGGUCUUGAACAACAGGUUAAAGAUCUUCAAACACGUCUUGAUGAAGCUGAAGCUAAUUCACUUAAAGGUCGAAAACGUGUUACUGCUAAACUUGAACAACGUAUACAUGAAUUAGAGAAUGAAAAUGAAUUAGAACAACAUUGUCAUCAGGAAACAUUGAAAGAAUUACGUAAAAAUGAUCGUCGUUUGAAAGAACUUGCAUUUCAAACAGAAGAAGAUCGUAAAAAUCAAUUACGUUUACAAGAUCUUACUGAAAAAUUACAAUCAAAGAUUAAAGUUUACAAACGUCAAGUUGAAGAAGCUGCUAAAUUUUGUAAAGUUCAAACAGAACUUGGUGAUGCUAGUCGUACUUCUCCAGCUCAUGAAUUACGAGAAACUACUACAACAGUACGAGCAACAUCAACACUUCGUGCUGGUUCAAUGCCAUUCAAAGUUCGCAUCUCAAAAUUUCGUCAUGUAUUUGGUACACCUUAUCGUGAACAAGAUUGUUAUAAAAAUAUAGCUAUCACACGUAAUGCACAUGAUGGAAGUUUUUGUGCUGUUAAUUCAAAAUUUUUAGCAAUUGUAACUGAAACAAGUGGUGGGGGUAGUUUUCUUGUUUUACUUCUAUCUGAAGUUGGUCGUGUCGAUGUUGAUCAUCCACGUAUAACUGGUCAUCGUGGUCCAGUCGUUGAUCUUAAAUUUAAUCCAUUUAAUGAUAAUGAAAUAGCUUCAUGUUCAGAUGAUGGAACAGUUAAAGUUUGGUAUAUACCAAAUGAUGGUUUAAAAUCUGAUACAUAUCAAUGGAAAGUUGAUUUACAUGGACAUCAAAGGCGUGUAGAUUAUAUUGAAUGGCAUCCAACAGCACAAAAUCUUAUAUUAAGUGCUGGACUUGAUCAUCAAGUUGUUUUAUGGAAUGUUGAAAGAGCUGAACCAAUACAAGUUUAUCGAUGUCAUCCAGAUGCAAUACAAUCAAUAGCAUGGAAUAGAAAUGGUUCAUUAUUUGCAACGACAUGUAAAGAUAAAAAUAUACGUGUUAUUGAACCACGUACUGGUCGAAUUAUUUCGAAAGGAAUCGGUCAUCAAGGUCCAAAAACAUCAAAACUUGUUUUUUUAGGCGAUACAAAUCGUAUUUUAUCAACAGGUUUUGGAAAACAAUUUGAACGACAAAUAGCUAUUUGGAAUCUUAAUGAUUUAACAAAACCAUUAAUAGUUGAAACAAUCGAUUUUAGUGCCGGUGCUCUUAUUCCAUUUUAUGAUCAUGAUACACGUACAAUUUAUUUAGCUGGAAAAGGUGAUGGAAAUAUUCGUUAUUAUGAAGUGAGUGAUCAAGGCGAACCAUAUUUAUAUUUUCUUUCUGAAUAUAAAUCUUCUUCGCCACAACGUUGUCUUGGUAUGAUGCCAAAAAUUGGUCUUGAUGUAACACGUAAUGAAAUAAUGCGUUUUUAUAAAUUAUUUGCUACUGGAUCUGUAUGUGAACCUAUUUCUAUGAUUGUACCACGUAAAGCUGAAGCAUUUCAAUUAGAUAUUUAUCCUGAUACUCCAGGUCCAUAUCCAGCAUUAUCAGCCGAAGAAUGGAUAUCUGGUAUUGAUCGUGAUCCAAUACUUGUAUCAAUGAAAGAUCGAGUUGAAGGUACAAAUAUGCCAAAGAUUACAACAUAUCGAACACUUGAUUCAACCACAUCAACGCCUAUUCUACCUCAUCGUGGAACACCACAACGUACUAUUCAACCACCAGUUGCAGAAGUUGCACCUACACCUAAACAAAAUCUUAUUGAUCAAUCACCACCAUCUCCUGUAUCAAUUGAAAAAUUAGCGGUAAAUAUGCAACAACAACAACAACAACAACAUCAGCAUCAACAUCAAUCGAGUUCUAAAGGCUUAAGAAAAAUUGAAUCAUUAAAAAUGCCAGCGACAAGUACAGAAUUUAAUAAUGUUAGAAAAGAGGAAAAGAAAUCAGCUGUUGUACAACGACGCCAGUUUGCAACUCGGCGUCGUUUAGGACGUACAAGUUCAUGUGGAAUUUUAUUGGAUACCAGUGAUGAAGUUAUUCCUUCUCCACAACCACAACCACCACCACGAGAGCGUAAAGUCUCUCCACCUAAACCAGUUAGUAUUACAUCAGCAACUGUACCGAAUACGCCAUUAAAUCGUAAUCUGUACAAAACGCUUCGUUCUUCAUUUAAACCUUUUCCAUCAGAGAAAAAAAUGAGUCAUACACAAUCUACACCCGAUCUUACAUCGUUGGUGUCAGAGAAUAAAAAUGAUGAUGACACAUCGUCAUCACUUGAAAAUCUUUCGAAUACUUAUUCAACAAUGAAUUUAUCUCAACAACGACCAACUGGUUCAAUUCUUAAACGAAGACCACCACCACCUCCAGCACCAUCACAAAUUCUUGAAGAACCUAUUUAUGUUUCAUCGGUUUCCGUACCUUUACAACAAACUGGUCCUCGGUCAGUUCAAUCAAUGAUCCAUGAUAAAAACUCAAAUACACCAGAGAGGGAUAAAUUUCAAACUAAAAUUAGUCAACAACAACAACAACGACAAUCUCAAUCACCAAUACAUAAUAACAAUCAAAAUCGACGUAGUGUUGAAGUCAAAAAAAAAGUAUGGAGCGUUGAUACAUCAGAACAACAACAACAGCAAUCACCACCACAACAGCAACAAUCACCACAACAACAACAACAACAACAACUACAACAGCAAACUUUGUAUCAUAAUAAUCCUAAUGGACAUCAUCCAUCUGUUCAACAACAAACAAAUGGAGUUGAUUAUCGUCAAGCAUUUUUAAAACAACAAGAAGAAGUGCAAUCAUUACGUGAACUUAUGUCAUUAAAAGAUAAUCGAAUUCGUUUACUUGAAGAUGAAUUACGUUUAUUAAAAAAUAAAUAUGAACAUAAACCGAAUGAACUAAAAAGAUGA
This is a messenger RNA of Rotaria sp. Silwood2, 3330 nucleotides long. NCBI's taxonomy places the organism in Eukaryota, Metazoa, Rotifera, Eurotatoria, Philodinida, Philodinidae. The record is from the annotation of a GenBank genome assembly.